Molecule: messenger RNA, 10353 nt
Organism: Odontomachus brunneus
Lineage: Eukaryota; Metazoa; Arthropoda; Insecta; Hymenoptera; Formicidae
Gene: crb
Product: protein crumbs
Exons: 23
Coding region: 691-7551 (2286 amino acids)
Biological process (GO): establishment or maintenance of epithelial cell apical/basal polarity; heterophilic cell-cell adhesion
Cellular component (GO): protein-containing complex; plasma membrane
Molecular function (GO): calcium ion binding
Source: RefSeq, a predicted model, not a curated record
GGCACUCCCCAUUGGCUAUUGACCGCUUCGUCGAUUGACUGGCUUUCGAAGUGUAACUUUAAAAUUUCUGCUACGAGUCGUCCGAGUCGACAAAUGAACGUCGUAAUACGUAUCACAUUAAUGGCAAGUUCAACGAACCUUUAUUGUUAAAUGAUACGAUUCAGUAAUGUACACAACGUCAGUUUACAUAAAACAGGUUAUUCAUUCUUGCGACAACUCCGCCAAUGCGGUUCGUCUUUACCGACCACUUAUGAGUCACGAUAGAAAUGGAAGAGUGGAGGAUGGAGUGGUGCGCGCCAUGAGCAACAAACGACAGCAACAGCCGGCGCGUAAACAGCCAAGUAUGCAGGUAACUAUGGUCACCAGGUAAUACACAGUGCGACACGGCGGGACUGGAGGGAGGAGGGAUGGACGAGCGUUCUCCGAACGGUACGACUCGCAGUCUCGUAUGGCGCGCGUUCGUUGUCGGUUGUGAUCGGCGUAAGCGCGGGUGUAAGAGGUGAAAGAGUGGUUUGGAAGAGAGGAGAGGAGAGGAGAGGAGAGGAGAACAGAACAGAACGUUUUGCGAAGAUUCUUUCACGACGGUGUAAACAACAAAUCGAAGAAAGGAAAAGAGAGGAGUUUUAGGCGUACAGGAUGCCGAUUGCGUGAAAGGACGAGGGGGGCACCGUACGGAUAACGUGACGGAAAAUGCGGCCGCAACACGUCGUGGCAGUUUUGACCACCCUGUUGGCGGUCGCGCAAGGUGCACCGCAGGACUACAGGUACAAGAAUUAUGAAGAGCACCAUCGCGAGGCAUACUUCAAUGGGUCCGCGUUUCUCAAACUAAGCUCGUUCGUGUCCGUGCAUCGACACAGCGGUCUUAGCUUCCGUACAUGCGAUCCUGGUAGACUGUUUCUGCAGAGGUACAACGAUAACAAUUCGAUCAGUCUCGAGGUGACACCCGACGGACUCCUCUUCGUGGCCGUUGUCGAUCAACAGAAGUACAGAGCUAGAUUGAGCGCCAGGUUGUUGGAUAACGCCUGGCAUAACGUUAACCUAUUCUUCAGGCUAGGCAAUCUUACGUUAAAUGCUGCGGGACACACGCAGGUAGUUGCAAAUGCGACUUAUAACUCCGCCAUUCUGACACUUCCUGAUUACGACGUAAAUAGUUCUCUCAUAAUUGGUGAAGGGUUCAAAGGUUGCAUCCUGCAAGGACCUAGUAUUCUCUUCAACGACAGCAUCAAUAACGGCGUUGUUUUUGGACUUUGUUCAUCAGACACCAAAGGAUGUGGCACAAACGGCCUUGCUGGUGGCACGGGGUCAGCUGUUACGGCCUCCACUAUGGAUUUUUGCCACCAUGAACCAUGCAUGAUGCAUGGUAAAUGCGUUUCGCGCCAGGAUCGCUACGAGUGUCACUGUUUCGCCCGGUACUCCGGCAACAACUGCCAAAUCGACAAUGGUCCACCCUGCGAAAAUACACCCUGCCGCAACGGCGGUACCUGCAUUGAAGAUUCCCGGGGCGACUUUAGCUGUGCCUGUAAGCCGGGGUUCACAGGCAGCCGUUGCGAAUCUCAACUGGGAGUACGAUUGUGCGAACAAAACCCCUGCAAAAACAACGGCAUUUGUCUAGCACUCACCGAAACUGAAUAUCGAUGCGAAUGUCAGCCUGGCUGGACUAGCAAGAAUUGCGAGACCAACAUCAACGAAUGCGUCCCGAAUCCGUGCAGGAAUGGCGGCAUCUGCAACGACGCGAUCAAUAAUUAUACUUGCGUAUGCGAUAGAACCGGUUACGAAGGUACCAAUUGCGACGUGGACGUCGAUGAAUGCUUGGCGAACCCGUGCCUAAACAACGGAGUGUGUUACGAUUAUUACGGCACUUACAUCUGCCACUGUCCAACGGGCUUUGAGGGACAAAACUGCGAGCUUAAUUUGAACGAGUGCCUGUCCGGGCCAUGCGACAACGACGGCGAGUGUAUCGACGACGUUGGCACCUAUCACUGCAAAUGUUUGCCGGGCUUCACAGGCCGCCAUUGUGAAUUACGUGGUCUGUGCGAGAACGCGGCUUGUCCGGCCAACAGCAUUUGCGUCGAGGACUCCCAUGGGGCCCAAUGCGUUUGCAAUCCCGGAUUCAUGGGCAAUCCGCCCAACUGCACGGUUAAUUACUGUGCCAGUAAUCCCUGCGUCAACGGUGGCACCUGCUCCAGCGGCAGGGACGGCUUCAAUUGUACCUGUCCACCGGAAUGGAGAGGAAACACGUGCUCUUCUCCGGCCUCGGACUGGUGCGGCGCGUGCUACAAUGGCGGCAGCUGUGUGGAAACCAUGUACGGGAUCGUAUGCCAGUGUCCUAGAUUCUGGACCGGGCCCCAAUGCAAGGAGCCGGUCACUUGCGACAAUCUACCCUGCAAACAGGCUUCCGCGUGUCACGAUUAUUCCGACGGCUAUUAUUGCACCUGCGAGCCAGGGUGGACAGGAUUCGAGUGUUCCAUCGACUUGGACGAGUGCGCCAGUGAUCCCUGCCGAAACGGCGGCAUCUGCAUUGAUCAGCUCAACAACUAUUACUGCGAGUGCCUGCCAGGAUACUCUGGAAAGAACUGCCAGAUCAACGUGGACGAGUGUUUAUCGCAGCCGUGCAAAAACGGCGGUACCUGCAUCGAUCGCGUCAACGGCUACACCUGCAACUGCACCAGAGAUUUCAUGGGCGAUAACUGCGAACGGGAGUACGACCCGUGUGCUGUGAAUCCUUGCCAGAACAACGGCAGUUGCACACUGAUACCGAGAUCGAGAAGAGAAUUUAUUUGCGAGUGCCCACACGGAUUCGAGGGCAAGGUGUGCGACGUGAACAUUGACGACUGCGUAGGUGUAGUGUGUCCCGAUGAUAAAGUGUGCGUCGAUGACGUCGCCGGUUAUGAGUGCAAAUGUCGGGAGGGUUACGCAGAACCCAACUGCACCUUCAUCGUGGACCAGUGCGCCGCGAAACCUUGCAAUAACAACGGCACAUGCAUCGACCUCGGUGAGCGCGGUUUUGAGUGCAAGUGCAAGUCCGGCUUCCAAGGUCAAUAUUGCGACCUCCACAUAAAAGAGUGCGAGCCGCACAGCAAUCCGUGUAUCAACGGCAUUUGUGUCAACAACGGGACCGGUUACGAAUGCUACUGCCGACCCGGCUUUUCCGGGGACCAUUGCGACAUUAACAUCAACGAAUGUCUCUGUGGACCGUGCAAGAACAAUGGCACGUGCUUCGACCGUAUCAAUAUGUUCGAGUGCGCUUGCCCAGCCGGCUACACCGGUAAGACCUGCGAGGUCGACGUGAACGAGUGCGAGAGCAAUCCCUGCGUGAACGGUGCGAGAUGCGUGAACGGCGUAGCCGCGUACACGUGCGUGUGUCCACCCGGCUACCGCGGCGCCAAUUGCGAGAUCAACAUCGACGACUGCGAGUCUGCACCAUGCAUGAAUAUGGGAAAGUGUAUCGAUGGUGUCAAUGAUUUCACCUGUGAUUGCAGCGACACCGGUUUUGAGGGGCUGCGAUGCGACAAAAAUAUCGACGACUGCUUAUCACAGCCCUGCGUGAACGGCGCACUCUGCGUGGAUGACAUCAAGAACUACAAGUGCCAGUGUUAUCCUGGCUAUACCGGCAAAAACUGCGAGGUGGACGUGAAUGAGUGCGAGAACUCGCCCUGUCAGUACAACGGCACCUGUCUCGAGAGAUCCAAUAGGGAACUUUACAAGAGUGACGCUUUGACUUUGCCAGCGAUCUUCACCCAGGAAUUCAGUUAUGUCAACGCGAGCGGGUACGAGUGCUUGUGCGUACAAGGUGUCACCGGCAAGAAUUGCGAAGUAAACAUCAACGAGUGCGAUAGCAAUCCCUGUCAAGCGGGCAUCUGUAUGGAUCGCAUCGGCGGCUACACCUGCGAAUGCGACGAGGGCUACGAGGGUGAUCACUGCCAGCACGAAAUCGAUGAGUGCAAGAGAUAUAAUCCCUGCGAACACGGGGUUUGCACCGACGGCAGGGCCGACUAUUUUUGUACGUGCGAGCCGGAAUACGGAGGCAAGAAUUGUUCGGUAGAGUUGACUGGAUGUCAGGGCAACGCCUGCCAAAACGGAGGUACCUGCUGGCCCUACUUGAUCGACGAGACUAUUCACAAGUUCAAUUGUACCUGUCCCAACGGCUACCACGGUGAAGUUUGCGAUUAUGUGACCACGAUGUCUUUGAGCGGCAGUUCAUAUGUCGUGGUGAAUACCACGCGCGAUGAGGGUUACGACAUACAAUUCCGCUUCAGGACCACCUUGCCGAAUGGUCUCCUGGCCAUCGGCAAGGGUUUGACCUUCUACAUCCUCGAACUAGUGAAUGGCAAGCUCAACCUACAUUCCAGCUUGCUCAACAAGUGGGAGGGUGUUUUUAUUGGUAGUGGCCUCAACGAUUCCACUUGGCAAAAGGUCUUCGUGGCAAUCAACGCGACUCACCUCGUUCUCUCUGCUAACGAAGAGCAAACCAUCUACCCUAUCAGCCUCAACGAGGGCUCAAACUCGAACCACACGUCUUUCCCCAUGACUUAUGUAGGCGGCACUAUUAGCUACCUCAGGAAAUUGACACAUGGGCCACCGUUCUUCGUUGGCUGCACAGAAGAUGUCGUCAUCAACGGCGAAUGGAUUUAUUCCGGUACCAUGUCAAAGACCGUGUACAUGGAAGACGUGGAACCGGGUUGUCCUCGCGAAGCUCAAUGCUCGCCAAAUCCAUGCAAGAAUGGCGGUCACUGUACCGAUCGUUGGCGCGACUUUUCCUGCAAGUGCGAGCGUCCUUACUUGGGCCAUACGUGUCAGUACAACAUGACGGCCGCUACUUUCGGCUACGAGAAUAUUACAAACGGUUACGUGACUGUGAAGGUGUUUGACGCGGCAAGGCGAGCUGUCAGAUCGAUCGUCGACAUUUCCAUGUUUGUUCGCACCAGGCAGGAUCGCGGUGACAUAUUUUAUCUAGGUACGGAGCCGAGUUCUCAGAGUGAUCAAAAGGAGAAGACUUACAUAGCGGCACAGCUGGAGGGUGGGGAACUGCUUGUGAGAAUCCAGUUUAACGGCACGGAAGCUUAUACUGUCGGCGGGGUAAAACUUCACGAUGGGAACAAUCAUCUGAUUCAAGUAGUUAGAAACGUCACCCUUGUUCAAGUAAAAAUAAACGGCACCGAGUACUUCCGCAAGACCAUCAGCGCAACGGGACAACUCAAUGUGACCGUCCUUUAUCUGGGAGGACUGCCACAGACGUCGAGAUAUAUUCGUCAGGUCGACAACAGGCAGAUGGAUGUUCAGCAAGUAACGUCGCAGAUUAACUUUAAGGGCGUUAUCCAGGAUGUGCAGAUAUCGAACGGUGUCGAAACUAUGGUCGUGGAAUUUUUCCCCUUGAAGGCACAGGAUAUUCCUUCGCCGAUCCAGUUCGGUAACGUGUCAUUCGACUAUGAUAAAGUCCUCGAAGGCGUGGUAUCAGACAAUGUGUGCGUGAGCAGCCCGUGCAAUCACAAUGGCACUUGCCACGUUACAUGGAACGACUUCUGGUGCCAGUGUCCGCGUGGCUACACCGGCAAAACUUGCCAGGAGAUGGAGUUCUGCCAGCUACAAGACUGUCCAGCGGGUUCCCGUUGCCAGAAUCUCGAUGACGGUUACGAGUGCAUCGCUAAUGCAACUUUCGACGGCAUCUCCACUGCGUUCACAUAUACGUACGAUCGCGCCGAUGAGCGUAAUGUUAGCAACUCAUCGCUCAACACUAUCGAGAUCACCUAUCGAUCCAACACCGGCGGAACUUUGCUCCACAUGACGCCGCAUGUGGGUGAUUCGCAUUUCACCGUGUCCGUUUUUAAAGACUUUGUUACCGUGUCGUGGCAACUGGACGUGGAGAAUCAGGGUGCGUUGUCUUUUGGAAAGACGCAACCAGACGGAAACUGGACCUCGCUGCUGAUUAGAUUCAACAAUAAUUCCGUGGAAUGCGGCUAUGCCAAUCCCGCCGAAGAACAUGCACCUCACAUGAGCUCCAACUUCAAGUACCAGCUGUGGCAUGAGCUCUUGGUGACGGGAACGGUCACCCUCGGCGGAUUGUCUAGCGCGUUAUCCGAUAGACACAGUUACGUCACUGUCGGAUCCAGACAGGAAAAGAGGAAUGGAAUCGAGGGAAAUAGUGUGGAUUACAGCAACGAGCAUGGACUGACGACCGCACCGCCGCCGCCGCCGCAUAGUAUGAUGUCAGGAGAACCGUUCAAGGGCUGUCUGGGGGAGGUGCGGAUCGGCAGCAUGCUGUUGCAUUAUUUCACAUACGAGGAGGUGUAUCAGAACGCAAACUUUACGCCGCUGCAAUUUCUAUCGUUACAAGAAAUGUCGUUACACGACAAUGGCACACAUCGCGACAGCAUUGGUUGUCAAUUGUGUUUCGACACGGACUGCAAAAACGAGGGCUACUGUCUCGACAAGGCAAACAGUUACGUGUGUGAGUGUCCCGCCGGCUACGCCGAGGAUGACUGUUCUUUUAACAUUGACGAAUGCAAAGACAACAAGUGCCAGAACGGUGCGACCUGCAUAGAUGGCAUCGCCAAUUACACCUGUGUGUGUAACAGCGGCUGGCAAGGAUGGCUAUGUGACAGCGACAUCAACGAGUGCGUAACGCUCAGCCCGUGCCAACACGAUGGCGUGUGCUUGAAUCUACCGGGAUUGUUCAAGUGUGAGUGCCCGGACCAAUUCACCGGAAAUUUCUGCGAGAACUUUCGACUCAUUACUUGCGAGAACGAGCCGUGUAAGAACGGUGCUACUUGCGUGGACGUGACGGAUCCAAAAACAGGCAAUAAUUACACCUGUAUCUGCGUACUCGGAUACGAGGGCUCGGUUUGUGACACGCCCUACUGUAGCGGCAGAAAAUGCCAAAAUGGUGGUAGAUGUGACUUUCUGUAUCAGCAAGCACCAAAGUGCACCUGCAUCCUCGGUUAUUCCGGUCUGUAUUGCGAGAUAAACAUCGACGACUGCGCAUCGGAUCCCGAAGGUAACGUGCCCUGCAAGAAUGACGGCAAGUGCUACGACGGAGUGAACAGCUUCACGUGCGACUGUCAGGGUACCGGAUACACCGGUCCAGACUGCUCCAUCGAUAUAAACGAAUGUCUGGAUCCAACAACCGAUUGCGGACACGGCAAAUGCGAGAAUUUGCCCGGCAUCUAUCGGUGCAUCUGCGACUCGGGUUACUGCGGCUACAAUUGCGGAAUGGUGAAUCCCUGCAAACAGGAAUAUUGCCAGAACGGCGGCACGUGCAAGUGCACCGACGACGGCGGUUACACGUGUCAAUGCACUUCCGAAUACACGGGACAAAAUUGUACAGAGUCGGGAAAUUUCUUGGGCAGCCAAGCUCUCGAUAUUGCAGUGAUUGUGGGGCCAAUAGUAGGUUGCCUCUUCAUCAUCGCACUUGUAUCCCUCAUAGCGCUCUUCAUGAUGGCCAGAAAGAAGCGCGCCACACGCGGCACUUAUAGCCCGAGCGCUCAGGAGUUCAGUAAUCCGCGAGUGGAGAUGGAUAAUGUGAUGAAACCUCCGCCGGAGGAAAGAUUGAUCUAAUCGAGCAGCGAUUGGGGCAGGCAAUUAGGUAACGCGCAAAUCUCGCUUUAUGGAAGCUGAUCACGAAAUCGCCAAACAAGUUGUACGAAUGCAAUUUUUUGCGUGACAUGUGAAUAAAUUUUAUGCUAUAAAUUUUACGAGAAAAAUACAGUCGCGUAAUUUUUGCUUUCUUUUGCUGAAAUUAAACUCACAAUAACAAGGUUUUUCCGAUGAUAAUUUCAUUAUAGUAACUGAAGUUUUAAUUGUGAUGAUAUUUACUAUCGCGGCGGAGGACAGCUUCCGUACUUCGAGGAUCGCGUUGGUACAUCUUAGUAUCUCUUGCGGGAAUAGUCACUGUGAAAUUUGUCGACUGAAAUAUCAUGCAUCACUUGCACGACGAUGACUGCUCAACGAACGGCUAAGUUGAUGGCGUGAAGCGACUACUCAUAGCGUCUUCUAGUCGCUUUUGUCGUUCUUUCACCGUUAUAAACGGCAGACGAGUUAAAAGGAAUUGAAAUUAAAUGAGAAUUUAUGCAUGCGAAAUUAUAAAUUUCUCUUUUAGAAUCUUUUGGAAUCUUUUGGAAUUGAUUCCAAGAUUUGUCUCAAAUCCUCUCAAUCCGUCUGCACAGAAUAAUCGAAUAGGUGCAAAGAGAAGUGUUUCAAUAUUAAUGAUGAAUUUAACAAAUUUGUUGUCAACAACACAAACGCUUCUCGAUAUUGCGUUUAAGACGAAGAAUGAUAAUUAUCGACUAAUUUUUGGUAGCAAUUCUCGAAAACUCGGCGUUACGUUGGAGCGAGAUAAAGCCAACGUUACGCUAUAAGUUUCUUGAGUGAUUUAAUGUACUUCCCUGCGGUCGUGAGGAACAUACAUAUGUGUAUAUAUAUAUACAGAGUGUCCCAGAGGAAAGAAGAAAAAUUACAUUAUGUGUAAGAACGUAUUUCUUGAUUAAAAUAAAUUUACAUUCUUGAUCUUUUUAAAAGAAUCCAAGGGACCAACAACAUUCAAGAACUCGUGGAUUCAAAGAACAAAAGAUCGUUAGACUGGAUAAUGCCUAAUGAUCCAGGAAUAUGUAAUCUGAAGAUUUUGGAAUCGUAAGAGAUUCGGAUAGCAAAUUUUUUAAAAAUUUAAUUAUCUUCGUCCGGUGAAGCUUAGCAUUAACAAGGAGAGAGUACACUUAUCUGGGACGCUCUACAAAUCGCAUGACGCAUAAGACAUCGUGGAUUUCAACAAAGUGUACUUAAAGCUUUCAGAAAAAGUGUCCUUAAGGCAUAAGCAAUACUCGAAGGAGGUAACCGAACGAACAGACCCGUCCAUUUUAGUGCCUAAUCUCCCCCCUAUUCCCCCAUCACACGCACACCCACAUAUACACACACAUGUACACGUACACAGACUUGAAAAUGUCAUUUAUAAAUGGAAGCAUAUAGUAUUGAAAAGUGUGAGAAGAAAAGAAUGACAGGACAUUCCAAAAAUGAUGCAUAAUGUUCUUACAGCUAUAACAGGCAAAGUGAAUUUAGGAGAGUUGGCAGAAAUUAUAAUCAUGUGAAUCUUAAUUUCCAGUUUCGAAAAUAGCAGUUCAACAUUAGCAGUUAAAAGAUAUUUUGUACAUUUCUAUUUGUUAUUUCUUAUUUCCUAAGUAUACGUCCAGUAUUUUUUAAAUUUCUUUUUUUACAUAUUUUUAAAUAAUAUAUGUUGAUUUGAUUUUGCAAAUGAAUUUUAUAAUUUUAUGAUUAUAUUUCCUUUCUUCUACUGCUCUCAUUAAUUUCACUGCCUCUUUCAGUAUUUACUAUUUUUUUAUGUAAAAAGAAAACUUUUUAUCUUGUAUUAUCAAUCUAAUUUUAAUUGACUUUUCUUUUAAUCCGACACCAAUAAACUUUUAUUUAAUUUAUCCACCGCAUAUGUGCACACACACACCACACACACACACACACACACACAUACAUACAUACAUACAUACACUAGGUCCUCUAUACUAGUAUUGUCAAGCGAUGUCAACGUUUAUUCAAAUUUAUCGUGAAGAGAUGACGAUGUCGUGUUUUCGUCGCGACUCGAGGCUCGCGAGCGAAAAGAAUACUCUUAUACACGCACGAAAAACUCGCGAUAUCGCCAUCGCGCUUGUUAAUUUUGUAAAUAGCUUAGCUCAUAAGUCGUGAAGAUUAUUAACGAUUUUAUCACUAGAAUUUUAUAUAACUAUUAGGUAUUUAACGAACGACGAACAUAUAUCAAUCGGUACGUAAUUACUUACUACCACGCGACCAAAGUAAACGGCAAGGUAAGCUUGCGUUAUACAAGUUUACUCUGUAAAAAUUAUGUCACAAUGUUGUGACUUUUUGCACGAUAUUCAUCACCCUAAAGCGUAUGUUCGCAAGACUGAAUUUUUAGCGUGACACGAAAAAACAGGAGACCAAAUAUAUCCGAGAAAAAUAAUUUCCCAUCAACUCAGUUUCCUUAAUUACAAUUAUCGCAGAUAUAUGUAUAUACGUCGAAAUUGUAUGAAAAUUAUCCCAAUAUCUAUAAUUUGGACAAACGAGCAUAGCCCUUUCAUUUUCCGACAGUAGUAUGUAAAAUUAUUCGCAAGUAUAAUUUAUUUCACCGUAGACACGCUCGAAUUUAGAUCGUCGCAAAAAAAGAAAGGGUAGAAAAAAGGAAAGGAUCGAAUGAAAUACGUAGAUUCGAGCGCGAAAGUUUAUUCCACAUAAUCGUGACGACAGACACGUACGCGACACAUUGCGUUAGAUAAGUAGGUAUAGCGACUCUCCCUUCCCUCAAGUGGAUAAUUAAAAAUGUACAAAAUCAAUAAAUAUAUACACAUAUAAUUUAACAAA